AUGGGGACAUCAUCGCUUGGAAGCCGGUUGCUAAAUCGUUUAAUGAAUGCGGAAUCUAGGAACACGCAUCGACCAAAUGAUGAUGAUGGUUACAACGAGCUCUCCCGUCGAUUAUUAUCAUGUUUGGAUAUCGAAAGUGAAAGGAAUGCUGCAAAAGUACUGAAACAUCCCUCGGUAGCGCGGUUAAUCGUUCGACGUGAAUUAGGACUUCAACGAACUCAGUGCAGUUUCGGUAGAAAUGCUUUACGAUCACUUAUUAUAUCGAAUAAUCGGAGAUAUGUCUUAUGUGAAAAGCACGAUGCAAAAGGUUUUCUUAACGUCGACGGGGGUUUAAUGGUUGCACACAAAGCACGCAAAAUCUACAACAUUGAUAUUUUGGAGCCAUUAUGCCGGUUGGAUAUGCUAGACGAAACGGAGAAGAUUCUGUCUACACUUUGGGUUGAACUCGUCGUUGACUUACAGGAGGGAACAUCAAACUCUUCACCGUUUUGGGUAUUAAUUUUAACACAGAAUCGUUUGCUAUGCAUUGAUCCUCUACGUCAGUCAGUGGAGGCUGAAUUUAUACUACCGUCAGACUUCUGUAAAUUCAGCUGCCUAGCACCCAAUGAACUUGGUCGAACGUUUUGCUUAUUUGGACAUAUGUUGUCACAGAGCGGUGUAAGAAGCAGCAAUACCAGUGGAACAGAUUGUGUUAUCGGCGUCUUUGAUGUUUAUCCACUUAAAUUUAAAGGCAUCUUCCGCAUUACUAAGGAGGUUUUUGGAAAUGUUACAAAUGUAAGCGUAAUAUCUGAUAUGGUAAUUGUUUUCAAAAAAAAGCCAUAUGAAACGGUGCUGUAUAAUUUGGUCGAUUUUCAAAAUCAGACUGAAGAAGGAUUGUAUGAUCCUGAAUUACGGUUUGAUGGGAAAAUAGUUUUGCCUAUUCCUAAUUUAAUUAUAUCAGAACCGGUCAAAUGUGCAAGAGUUGCAGGUAACUGGUCAACGCUAGAAUAUAGCGGUGUACCAUAUCAUUUGUUGGGUAUAUCAUAUUCUUCUAAAAAAUCGUACAUGUUGGUUGAUGCUGCGAAAAUGACAGAACCGGCCUCACUACCAUUUCCGCUUCAGCCACCAAAGAAUACAUCACUGCAAGUAGAAGGGGCUAGUUUGAUGUUCCAUUCAGAUGAGUCGGGACGACUGCUUCGUUUUGAUGGGCCAACAAUUGUAUCGUAUAAGAUGCAACGAUCUUUUGAUGAUAAAAUGUCAUUUCAAGAAGUCUGGCGAACCAAUUUAUGGGUGAAGGAUAGCUUUUUUCAUGAGAAGCUUGAAAGCAACGUAAAAAUUAAAUCAAGCUUUGGACGCCAUAUUAAGCCAACAUCAGAUUUCGAGCAAGACUUUCGGCUGGUCAUCAAAGGAGUGGAUGUCGAUAUUGAAAGCCAGAUUAUUGCUAUUAUUGCGGAAUGCGACCUUCAUUCGCCAGUUUUUGAUGAUCCAAGCCGACCGUUCGAUGCAAUGACUCGCCGCAAUAUAUACCUGGAUGAAGUUGAUAUGUGCACUGUGAUCUUUUUAUUGGAUGAUGCUACUGGUAUUAUUUUGAAAAUUGCGAUGAUGCGUGAACCGAUAAGAGAGAAUACUAUCUUACAUUUUGAUAUGUCUGGUGUAUUGAUGUGCUUUAACCAGCGAGGGCCUCGGAAAUCGUAUCUUGAAGUUCAGCGUUUGCAAGAAAUAGGAGUUGUUGAAUGGGAGAAACCGAAACGUAGUGAUCUCGAACUGUAUGAAAUAAAAUAUAAUUCGAGCGUGCUUAGCAGACGGCAAACACGGCUUCGUGCUCGGGAAGGAAACAUCAGUUUAACAUCAAGUACAGUUGCAAGCAGCAGUCGAGCAUUCGAUAGAAGAUAUGAUUUGUCAGCAGAUGGCAGUGGACCGAGUGGAAGUAGAGAAUUAGUUUCAGGAUCUCAGCGUCGUAAACGUUUACGAAUUGUUUAUCUAGGCGAUACAGAUUCAUCCGAUUCAGAUUAUCGACCGCAUAGUCGAUAA
Molecule: messenger RNA, 2010 nt
Organism: Cercopithifilaria johnstoni
Lineage: Eukaryota; Metazoa; Nematoda; Chromadorea; Rhabditida; Onchocercidae
Source: the annotation of a GenBank genome assembly